AUGUCGAUGGGUGACGACGGCAUCCAUAAAAUCAUGCCUAUCACCACAGAUUUGGUCUGUCUGCAAACCAGCUCUCAAAUCAAAUUCUUGAACCCAAAGACAACACAACUUGCAACAGUUGAAUGGCCAUAUGAUGUCCCUCUCAGCAAUUGUGAAACAGCAUUUGGACAAACUAUCUCUGAAAUAGCAACACCUCAAGAGCUGCUGGUUGUGUUUGACUACCACACUCAACAAUUCCAAACCAUAAAGUGCCCUCCAUCUCCAACCUUCUUUAACCCCACUUAUCCUUCUCAUAUGAAUCUCCAAGUGAAAAUAUUGGACUUCCAGGGGACUAUGUGUGUAAUAGAUGAGUACCAGAUUACUCAGAAUCAUCACUGUGAGAUGUGGGCAUGGGAUCCGGAUACUUCCACAUGGGAUUGUAUAUUUGAGACCCAUGAAUUCCCAAAUGUGAACACACACGUUCCACAUGGAUUACAUUUCCGUCAUGAUUGGCUUUAUCCAGUGUUUCUAAGCCACAAAUCAUCUCCAGUGGGACAGUUCAUUCUCAAAGGAUACGAUAAUCGACAUUUGCUGUUGUAUAGUGUUCCUACCAGGAAAAUCACACACUCAAGUACAUUGCUGGAUCUAGAAACCAAUUUCAUCAUCAGAGCAUGUUACUUCUGGGAGUCAUUAACACACUUUUAG
Oldenlandia corymbosa var. corymbosa is the source of this 684-nucleotide messenger RNA. Lineage: Eukaryota; Viridiplantae; Streptophyta; Magnoliopsida; Gentianales; Rubiaceae. The record is from the annotation of a GenBank genome assembly.